This is a messenger RNA of Ambispora leptoticha, 294 nucleotides long. Lineage: Eukaryota; Fungi; Glomeromycota; Glomeromycetes; Archaeosporales; Ambisporaceae. The record is from the annotation of a GenBank genome assembly.
GCUAUCCAGAAACUUCCAAAACCAAAAUUGCGGACAGACGUAUAUACUCAUGGAUUUGUCGCUGCUAUUCAUGAAGCCAAUAAGCCUCAUAAACAUCUUCGUCUCAAACCAGAUGAUGUAUGGUUAACUAUCGCUCAGGGUGUUAACCAACAUAUCAAUCUCAAUGCUGAAAAAUUUCGUAGUUAUUUUGCUGAACAUGAUGAAAAAAAACAAUUAGCAUUUUUGCUGGUGAUGAAUUACGUUAUGCUAACAAAUGACUUGAAGAUGAUUGACCUGAAGUUGUCAUCGCUUUGA